CCUUCUUAAGUUUUCAGCCGUCAUAGCCCAAGUUUCGCACCCAUACAACGGACAACUUCUUACCUAUGCCUUAUAUAGCUUACACUUCAUAUACGAUGGUAUAUCCAUAGAACACAACACUGAAGGAAUUCGAAUUAUUGCCGACAUUAGAGGAGCUGAUACUUUGAAUUAUAAAAAAGGUGAAAAAAAGAGGGUGCAAAGAAUCUCCGGAGACCCAGUCCAUGGGGUUGCGGUGCAAGGCCCUGUGGAUGGUCUGGCUACUGGCACCCCACUCUAUAGUGUUGCGGUGCAAGGCACUAUGAAUGGAAGGAUUACUUGUAGACCAAGGGGUUGGAGGUUUGGUACCUGGAAUGUAGGCACGUUGACAGGAAGGAGUUUGGAAGUGGUGGAGGAGUUGCAGAGGGGAAUGGUUGACGUGGCUGCAUUACAGGAGAUCAGAUGGAAGGGAGAGGGUACAAGGUUUGUGGGGGCUAAAGGUGGAAGGCAUAAGUUGUGGUGGAAGGGAGAUGAUGGUACGGGAGGAGUUGGUGUGAUGGUAAGAGAAGAGUUGGUGGAGAAGGUGUUGGAAGUGAGGCGGACAAGCAAUGGUGUAAUUGUGAUGGUGAUGGUGUUUGGAAAG
This is a messenger RNA of Helobdella robusta, 619 nucleotides long. RefSeq lists its product as hypothetical. The annotation marks the transcript as partial. NCBI's taxonomy places the organism in Eukaryota, Metazoa, Annelida, Clitellata, Rhynchobdellida, Glossiphoniidae. Gene Ontology annotation, molecular function: catalytic activity. The record is from RefSeq and is a predicted model, not a curated record. The transcript has 3 exons.